This is a messenger RNA of Osmia lignaria (orchard mason bee), 1616 nucleotides long. RefSeq names its product TweedleT (gene TwdlT). Gene Ontology annotation, biological process: chitin-based cuticle development. The record is from RefSeq and is a predicted model, not a curated record. NCBI's taxonomy places the organism in Eukaryota, Metazoa, Arthropoda, Insecta, Hymenoptera, Megachilidae. Gene Ontology annotation, cellular component: chitin-based extracellular matrix. Gene Ontology annotation, molecular function: structural constituent of chitin-based larval cuticle.
UCAUCAGCAUAGGUGAUGGGUCGAGAUGCGAGUGGGGCCAGGGCUGGUAUAAAAGGGGCACCGUGGCAUCUGUGGAGCAUCAGUCCUCUAAUCCAAGGAACAGCAGCAACCAUGAGGGCAUUCAUGAUCGUGGUUCUCGCCGCAUCGGCGAUGGCGCGACCGGAAGCAGGCUACUCUUACUCCCAACCCAGCUCUAGUUACGGAGCACCUGGCGGUGGUGGAUCCACUGGAUUCGGCGGAGGUGUCGGCGGUGGACUUGGCGGACUCGGUGGACUAGGCGGGCUUGGCGGUGGAGGUGGCGGAGGAUUCGGUGGCGGUGGCGGUGGCGGUGGCGGUUUCGGUGGUGGUUUCGGAGGCGGUGUAGGCGGUGGAAUUGGAGGCGGUUUCGGAGGCGGCGCAGGUGGUGGCAUCGGAGGUGGUUUCGGCGGUGGAGCAGGUGGUGGCGGCGGCGGCGGUGGCGGUUUCGGAGGAGGUACUCUCAUCCAGAAACACAUUUACGUUCACGUGCCACCACCAGAAGCACCGGAAGAUAGACCUGCCAGACCCAUUGCCCAACCACCACCACCACAGAAACACUACAAGAUCAUCUUCAUCAAGGCGCCAACUCCUCCCACACCUACUGCUCCUGUUAUCCCUGCUCUUCCUCAGCAAGACGAACAGAAGACGCUGAUCUAUGUGUUGGUUAAGAAACCGGAAGAAGCGCCCGAGAUCUCUCUGCCUACCAUCGCGCCUACCCAACCAAGCAAACCGGAAGUUUACUUCAUCAAAUACAAGACUCAGAAGGAGGUCACGUCCGGAGGUGGUGGUGGUGGUGGUGGUGGCGGCGGCGGUGGCGGAAUCGGCGGAGGAAUCGGCGGAGGAAUCGGUGGAGGAGUUGGAGGUGGAAUCGGCGGCGGAAUCGGCGGUGGAAUCGGUGGCGGAAUCGGCGGUGGCAUCGGCGGUGGCAUCGGCGGCGGUGGCAUCGGUGGUGGAAUCGGCGGUGGUGGCUUGGACGGCCAUGGUGGAAGCGGACCAAGCGGACCAAGCACGUCCUACGGUGCUCCCAGUGCUUCAGGAGGGCCUUACUAGUCACACGAAAUGCCCGUUGAACCCCCGCAGCUCCUCCUCCAUUCACAAUCGGACCCAUCUUAACGCUCCGCGACACGCACGCAUUCACGGCUUCGGCCACGGCUUUAGCCACGGCUCAAUAGCGUCCCUUUUGGACGCGAAUCUCUGUGAUCCUACGUGGACGACCACGGCGACGAGCAGGAACACGAUCGACGGACCAAUCGAUGCCAAGAUAUGGCUCCUGCUCGCGAUUCGGAGUUAUACGAUUAGCAAGAAUUAUAUGAGAACGACCACGAUCAUAUGGAUGACCGUGACGACCACGAUGAUGAUGAUGAUGAUUAUGAUUAUAAUUAUGAUUAUGAUGAUGAUGAUGAUGAUGAUGACGACGACGACGACGAUGAUGUUGGCGACAAACGUUAGAAGAACGAUAACCAAGAAGAAGAAGAAGAAGAAGACAACAACGACGACGACGACGACGACGACGAUUAGGAUUAAAAGUUUUUUUAUACGUUACUUUUUGCAAGAAAACGGUGGCGAAAUAAAGCUUUUUUUAUGUAUUUUUACAUAAA